Molecule: messenger RNA, 447 nt
Organism: Zingiber officinale
Lineage: Eukaryota; Viridiplantae; Streptophyta; Magnoliopsida; Zingiberales; Zingiberaceae
Product: receptor-like protein 43
Exons: 2
Coding region: 1-447 (148 amino acids)
Molecular function (GO): protein binding
Source: RefSeq, a predicted model, not a curated record
AUGGACAACCCAACAACAAGAGGUGAUGAUGGCGGAGAUUAUGGUGGCGAUGAUGACAGCGAUGAAGAAGUCACUUGCGAACGACUACGGUUAGCGGCAGGUUGCGACAUCGGUGUUGGAGGGUCCCACGAGAGAACUGGUGCAGCAGAGAGCUUAGAGUCAGUGUCUAUUACUAUGGAAUCCAAGGAGGAGGUGAUGGCAAAUGGAAAAACAUGUAGCAUCCCGUCCAACAUCGGCAAUCUUGGCAGAUUAACUAUACUUUCUCUGCAUUUCAACAAUCUCAACGGCACAAUCCCAUUAGAGAUUGGGAAUCUUGUCAAUAUGCAAUUUCUAAAGCGGGACGCCAACCAUCUUUCUGGGAUCAUUCCUAAAAGCUUGGGCCGCUUGAAAAAUCUAGAUACGCUUACUCUUGGUGGUAAUCAGCUAGAAGCAAUACAUACUGCUUAG